Aureobasidium pullulans EXF-150 is the source of this 1151-nucleotide messenger RNA. RefSeq lists its product as uncharacterized. The transcript has 2 exons. The coding region runs from base 77 to 1048 and encodes 323 amino acids. NCBI's taxonomy places the organism in Eukaryota, Fungi, Ascomycota, Dothideomycetes, Dothideales, Saccotheciaceae. The record is from RefSeq and is a predicted model, not a curated record.
CUCUUAUAUAUCCAGAGGUUGCCUCAGUCCUUCGGGGACUGAUCUUAGUACCCUUAUCCUGUUUUGUCCAACAAGAAUGGCUCCUGCAUCUGUUAUUCUGGAUUCUAACGAUGAAGAAAACACAUCUCUCAUCUAUGCAGUGCUACCGCCGUUGAUCAAAAACUCCAUGCCAAAGGUGCGCUCUCUGCGCCGUUCGCUGUCGGGCUACAACUGUGCAGCUGCAUUAGUCGGUCAUGUCAGGAACUCGAGUGCAGAGAGCUCAAGACCUGGCUCAGCGACCCCUCCCCCACCUUAUCAGGAACCCAUCGCUUCUCUCACCUCCGUCUUGUCUGAUGAUAAUUUCCAAGAUACUCCCCCAACAUCACCCAGAUCUCUGCCUCUUGAUACAGCUAUAUUUGCCAAUGACGAGCGGACUGGUAUCAAAUGGGAAUUUGGACGUCAAGGUCUGAGUCUUCUCCAAGGCUCGUCAUGCUUGACUUCAAACCCGGACUUCAGCCGUCAACUAUACAUUGACGGAGUGAGCUAUCUACUCAGAGGUCUACCACACAACCUUUCCAACGAAGAAACAUUACGACUCAAAGCCGCUAUACCCUUUGAGAUACUACCACCACCACCCCCUGCCAAUGGAGUACUCAUCAGAAGCCCAUCUCAGGAUCAUCAACCUACCCAACCAGACCAAGAUCCAACAAUCCUCCACCGCGCAGUAGCAAUGAUCGUAGUACAAUCCUUCCUCCUCUUCUCCUUCCUCUGGCCCUACAUCCAAUCCACCUGCCAAGCCACCUACCACUACGAACGCUCCCACCACAUCUCAGAAAGACUCCUCAAUCAAUCCUGGAUAACUGCAAGUUCAUUGAGUAAGAACACAAUGACCGUUGCCAGAACAGUGUGCAGUUGGAAUGACGGCCAAGUGGGUGCAGCACUGGAGGAUAUAGUGUUUUGGUGGGUGCAAGGUGUCACUGGUGGAUUGCGUGAUGGCGUUAAAGAUGGGAUGGAAGUGAUGGGUAUUAAAGGUAUAGAUGGUCGGGAUAAGAGAGUUGCAAGAGGUUGAGUUGAUGGUGUUGAAUGAAUCAUGACUUCUUUUUUUAUCGUUUUAGAAAUUGUGGUGAUGAUUAGAGCAUAGAGCAUAUACUGAUUUACAAUAAACUCAUGAC